This is a messenger RNA of Nematostella vectensis (starlet sea anemone), 15793 nucleotides long. Its product is annotated as probable E3 ubiquitin-protein ligase HERC1. Gene Ontology annotation, molecular function: ubiquitin-protein transferase activity; protein binding. The record is from RefSeq and is a predicted model, not a curated record. Lineage: Eukaryota; Metazoa; Cnidaria; Anthozoa; Actiniaria; Edwardsiidae. The transcript has 73 exons. Bases 261 to 14549 code for a protein of 4762 amino acids.
GACAUCCUUCGCUAGAUGGCGAAAAUGGCGGUCGCUUUCCAAAAGUGCGAGUUCUUGGCAAAAUCGCUGAUUUCCUUUCAAGAAAAGCCCCAGUAUCCCGGGCUUGUAAAUAGAGAUGAAAAUAUCCAAAUAUAAGGGGAAUAUAUUUAAAACUUUUAUGGGGACCUUCAAGUCUCCACUUUUUAUAACAGAUAUUACAUGGCGAUAGAAAUAUUUGUUUUGAACUGAGAGGAACCGAGAAACAUUUGAAUGACGUGAAAAUGGCCUUCGGUUCGUUGAAGUUGAAUUGGCUCGACCAUUUCGACUCCGCCUGGGUCAGUGAGGAUGCAUUAUCAGUUGUAACAAGAAAAGGAGUCGUGACUUUGUACGAGAAACUUUUGGCUAACAAGGAGGCAGUCUCUAUUCCACAAGCACCUUUGCAACUUCGUGGACCACAAUUACCUGAAUUUGAGCGAGGUACAGCUACUGACUACGAGCAAGAUCAAUUCCUAAAUGAGCUUCUUUCCAGCCAGCUUUCCCUGGCACGAAUAAUAUGUUCUGAUUCUCCGUUUUAUUCUACUUUACGCCGACGCGUUGCUAUCCUUCAAAGGAUAUACUGUGCAUUAUCUUCUAAGUUUCAUAACAAGGGAAAGUCGUUCUAUUCUGGAGUUAGCUUACAUUCAAGAGGACAGCCAAAAUCGAAGGAGAAAACAAGUGAGCCAAAAUAUGGUGCAGAUAUCCUUAUUGAAAUGGGCAUUAAAACAGGGUUGUCGUUGAUGUUUGCGCUUCUGCGUCAGUCGUGGAAUAGUGGGCAGGGGGUGCUAUGCAAUGAGGUGCUGCAAACAGCUUCCUCCGUCCUAACAGCCCUCCCCCCACUCUCUCUCGCCAACGAGUCUAAGAUGCCAGAGCUGGGCCUAGAGACCUUGGAACAAAUCAUGGAAUUCCUCAAAUCGGUUGUUUCAAGGCAGUCUGCAGCGGACGAUACUGGCCGCCAACUGGCAUCAGAACUGUUGCUGCGGCUCAGUGUUCACAGAGGGUCGUUACAGUGUCUCUUAGACUGGGUAGGAAUGGCUGUGAGUGGGGUGGCCGGGACGGGCGAGGAAGGGUGUGGAGUGGCUGUCAAGUGUCUGCAGGACAUUCAAGAUGAGAUGUUGAAAUCUGCUAAUAACUCUGGCUCCAGCCAGACACAAAAAGGGAGCAAUGCUGAAGUUGUAGAACCUACCAUCGUUUUUGAGCCCCUCCCAUCUGAUGUCACUCAUCUCCCUCUGCAUCAGUCUGCACUCUGUCUGCUUAGCCAGGUCUCAAAGCUUGCCGAUCAGUAUGCUAAGUGCACUGUGAAAAGUGGCAUCACAGGUGAAGUCAGUUUCCAUGGCAACAGUUUUGCAAGCAACGAGGAGGUCUAUGUAUGGGGAAGCAACAGUAGUCACCAGCUCGCCGAAGGCAGUAUGGACAAAAUCCUAGUCCCUAAACUGGCGACAUCAUUCGGAAGUGCACAACAGAUUGAGGCUGGCCAGUAUUGCACUUUUGUUAUUUUUCCUGAUGGCUUCGUUCAUGCUUGUGGCAAGGGCAGCUAUGGGAGACUCGGGCUUGGUGACUCUACCAAUCAGACACAGCUGAAAAGACUAAACUUUGACAAUGAGUGUCUGGUGAAGAGUGUGUCCUCGUCCAAAGGGUCAGAUGGACACACCCUGGCGCUGACGCUGGAUGGCAAGGUCUACAGCUGGGGAGAUGGGGAUUAUGGCAAACUAGGUCAUGGGAACAGUCAAACUCAGAAGAUCCCAAAACUGGUGGAGGGAGCCUUAGGAAACAAGGUUGUGUGCUGUAUUGCUGCUGGCUAUAGACACAGUGCUGCUGUCACUGAGGAUGGUGAACUCUACACAUGGGGAGAGGGUGACUAUGGAAGACUUGGCCACGGUGAUAACAACAGCCGGAAUGUGCCUGUUCAAGUCAAAGAUGUGGCAAAUGUUGGCCAGGUGGCUUGUGGCAGCGCCCAUACAGUUUGUGUCUCCCAGGACGGACAGACAGUAUGGUCCUUUGGCAGUGGAGAUAAUGGAAAACUUGGCCACAGUGACACUAACAGGGUUUAUAAACCAAAGGUGAUUGAGGCGCUGCAAGGAAUGGUGAUAAGAAAGGUUUGCUGCGGGAGUCAGUGCAGCCUGGCGCUUACUUCAACUGGCCAGGUGUAUGUGUGGGGAUGUGGCCCGAGCCUUGGCACGGGCUCCGUUGAUGCCACCUCGGCCACGCCCAAGCUGCUACUGGCACUUCAGUCACACAGUGUGGUGGACAUAUCCGUUGGCGACAGCCACUGUGUUGCUCUUACACAAGAUAAUAACGUGUACGCGUGGGGUAACAACUCGAUGGGUCAAUGUGGUCAGGGUCACUGUACCACACCUAUUACCAAACCCAAGAAGGUGCUUGGUCUGGACGGGGUCGCCGUGCACCAGAUCUCAGCGGGAACGUCACAUACUGUCGCCUGGACUGCUCUCCCCAUGGACAGACAAGUGGUUUCCUGGUACCGUGCGUACUGUGUUGAUCUCAAGGAGUCCACAUUCGGUUGUCUGAAAGCUUUCCUGGAGAGAUAUUGCAUUGGUCUGGACUCGGAUCAACCCACUCCCCCGUUCGCGUCAAAAAGCGAGCAUCACAAGUUCGUCUUGCUGUGCUUACGUCUGUUGUCUGUUCAUUUGUCUCUCGCGGUGUCCGCCGGAGCAUCUUCUAACGUACUAGGCGUGCACACUACCUCGCUACGCAAGCUGCUGUUUGGGCUACUAGAUGCGUCCGUAUCAGAAGAAAUCCAAGAAGCUGUAAAUGAUGCGCUGUCUGCGGGUGCUUCGCUGCUUCUACCUCCCCUUCCCGAAAGGAUGGAAGUCCUCCACUCAUUGUUGCCCCAGGCCCCCGAGAGCUGGGAGUCACUAACGUUUGGGGAGCGUAAACAGCUUGGGAUCAUCCUGUCCAGUAUACAAGACCACACCCACGUGGCAUCCCUACUCGGCUUCACCCUCAGCGUCAAAGGUGCCAGCCCAGACGAGGUGCCUCUCAUCAGUACAAGCCUUGCUGACGUACUUAUGAAGACGCUGCUCAGGAAUCUUGCCUUCCACACUGAGAGGUGUUUGGAAUCCAUCGAAAAGUCUAUCACUACCAGCUCUGAAAGCAUCCCAGAGGAGUGUGAGGAGGCGCCACCUCUACACAUACACGACUUACUACUCUCACUGCAGAAACACCUCUUUGCUUAUUGCCACAACGCUACCAGCAACAAUGGCCAGGAGUUAUUCAUGUCUGGUCCCGCUAUCUCUCUACUGCAAAGCCAUCUUUCCUUGUUCUUGCCAUGCGCUGGUGAAAUUCUCGGCAGCGUAUAUCGUCUGUUGGUUGGGCAUGGCAGUGACACGCAUUAUUCUCGGCUGAGGGACAGGAUACUUGACGUUCUGUACGACUCGCCAGCUGGUUCCAUGUUGUCCCUUGUACUACAUUCCCUGACCCUCAUGUCAUUUGAGAUUGUGCAGCCCCUACUGUCUGUCUGCACCUCGCUGUUGCCGUUGUUUGAUCAACUGAACCGGGUUCUCCCUGCCGCAGCAAUCAUGGAGGCGCAGGAGUUGGAAUGGCCAGUACUAGGCACUUCUCAGAAGAUCGACCCAGCAACGAUCGCCCUUCCACAGCCGGCCCAGUCAUGGGUGUGGCUUGUUGACCUGCAGCGUACAUGUGCCCUAUUUAUAGGGCGUGUCUUAGGGGGUAUGCUGACUGGCCCUCCUUUGUCUAGAGACGAGAAAGCAUGUGAGAAAUGGCUGAACGCUCCGCUGUUGGGCUGUGGACUCGAAGACAGAGAUUCUGCCCUAGAAAAAGCAAUGAUUGGCUCUUUAUCCAGUUUGAUGCACGGCUCAGUAUUUGACACAAUUGAGAACGCACGCUCAAGCAUCCCAUCCGAUGUGGUGUUCCUCCUUGACCUUGCUCAUGGGCCUACCAUUGAGGCCGGACAAGCAAUUUGGAAGCAGCUCAAUGCUUUUAGCAAGCUUAGAGAAUGGGAUACGAAGGAAUCCCUGCCCAUCCUGGACACAGCUUGUCGUUACGCCUUCGCCUGCAUCCUCAAGCACUGUGGACUACUACCUGUAGCUAUGCAGAGAACCAAAUCGAAAGAAAUGGUAGACGUGUACCGCUGUGUGUACCGACUAAGAAGCCAGUUGCUCUCCAUCAAGGGAGGUGUGGGGAGCGCUUUGUCGCUGACAAACGACGCCCUAAGUCGCUCAAUGAGCCUGCAGUCUGAGGCAUCAGUCAGCGGCGAUGAGUGCUCCCGAGCUGAGAGUAAACAGAUAGGUAUGGGUGACCUCACAAGUGAUCAGCCCUUCACUGACGCCUGCAAGAAAGUGAUCCAGCGGUGCGUGUUACUUCUGCUCGGCGUCAAAUCCUCCUUUCCUCAAGACGCAGAAUUCCUUGCGCUCAUGUCGACUGCCAACAAGGCCACGUGUGAGCCACAAGCUGCACCGGGGGAUCCUGUUGAAGUGCCGAGACCGGAACCACUACAACUCCACAUUGAGGAGAGCGCAAGUAACACACCUUUGAGCAUAUCCCCGGGAAUAAGCCCGCUACACAGUCCUAGGAGCGAGGAAGACGAACACGGGGCGUUCAGGAUGGUACAAAACCAGCAGGAAGUUGAGAAGAGGAGACUCGAGGCGGUUCGUGAGAUUCUUCGACGCAUCCGAGUUCGACACGAGCGGUCCACAUCUGGCACCGCCAAGGGAACCCGUCUUCCAACCAAAUCCCGCCCAGUGGUCAAGAUCUUAGCGACCAGCGUAGUGGACUUCAUACUCGAAGACACCAGCAUCACACCGCCAGACAUCCUGACGGGUAACAACGACGAAGUGCACGUGACUACAGAUCCCGCUAUUGUGGCGAAUGCAAUGGGAUCACAGCAACAGAGAGCUGUGAUGCGUUUAGAAGGACUGAACUACAUCCUGUCACUUCUGCAACCGGAAGAAGGCACCGUUUCCCCUCCCACUGUCAAUCUACGGUCCCUGCUCCUCUCUACACAACUCCAGCUUCUCUCGGGUGCCCUUGGCCUGGAAGGACUGGGCACAACUCCGCCGGAGAUAACAGAUCAUGUUCAUCUUCUUCAUUAUCAGGACGAUAUCAAGGCAUCAAGCCCCAAAGUUCAGGAGUCCAUCCAAGGAGCUGUCCACCGCUUGUACAAGUACCUUGUUUGUAUGCUACAAGAGGUGAACAGUAGUGACGACUACCCAAGCCACAAUAGAGGUGCUCAAGACAGACAGCAACUUCAGACAGUCUUUGCGCUCAGCAACAAGUCCCGGCCUGCAGACAUUUCCCUCGCUGUCACCUGUAAUCUCCCUGAGAUACUGUACUCGAUGUGCCAUCGCGGAUUAGUCGCGGCCCAACCCAGUCCCUACCAGAACACCAAUGCCAGCGGCAAGUCCCAGUUGCCAAUCAUUGUGCAAGUGGCCAGCAGCAGAUUACUCCAGAUUAUAGCCAUCACUGUUGGAAGUCACGCUGAUAAGCUCCCUGACAAUGUUGUCAACUGUAUGGUCGGCCUCCACUCGAAGCAGCUAGAGACCCUGCUGCAAGCAGCCGGCAGACAUUCUGCAGACAACACCCUGAGCCCUGCCUCCAGCGAGCGCACGGGAGAAACUCACUCACCGAUAGACACAGAGAGUGUAUUCAGCGCAUGCGAGGAACGACGAGUGGCGGAGACAGCACUCUGUGACUUUCUGAUCUUCCUGCGCCGUUUUGCGUCCACCGUGACAGUCCGAUCCAAGAUGGUGACAAAGCAUUGGCUGGAUGCCCUGCUCAGUAUUAUUGCGGUGCCCUCUAAGGAUGAAAACGAGGCUGUGGUGUAUAGUAUGAGGACGAGGCUGCUGACGAUUAACCUGCUCGAAGUGAUACUUCCGGUUUGCCAGCAGCAGCAGCACGCUGACCUCAUGUCUAUGGUGAUGCACGUGCUGUUUGGCUUGAUUGGGCAGUACAUGUGGAACUCUGCGGCACUUCAACAGCCCGACAAAGAGGACGAGCAGCUUUCAACCAGCCAAGGCACAGAGCGCAUCCCUCUAAAAGACGUCGUAUUUGAUGCAGACCACCUGGUGGGGUGUGGUGUUGAAGGAGGGAGCUCGCUAGUACACAGCAGCGCACGUAGGGGCUAUGGACUCGCGGGUAUUGGGAUCAAGUCUGGAUUGUACGAAUGGAAGUUCCACAUCGCCAAGGAGAACCGCGGCAAUGAGGGUACUUGUGUGGGCGUGGCACGUUACCCCAUCACUGAUGACAGUCACCGCUCUUCGCCGGAUAUGUGGCUGUACCGUGCCUAUAGCGGCAACCUGUACCACAAUGGGGAGCAGAACCUGACGCUGUCCGGCUACACACAGGGGGAUUUUCUCACAUGCGUGCUGGACAUGGAGGCACGGACACUUGCAUUCGGAAAAAACGGCGAGGAGCCGCGAGUUGCAUUUGAAGGUAUCGAUGCCACUGAGGUGUAUCCAUGCGUCAUGUUCUACAGUAAUACGCCAGGAGAAAAGGUUACCAUUAAAGACAUGUGCAUGAAGAGUGCCCCUAGGGACCUUUUUCCUGGUAGUCCCCUUUGCGCCCCACUACCUGCUGUCCUGUCCGAGGCCCUAGUGUCCCUGGUUAGGGCCCUCCACAGGAGACCCAACUGGGAGACUGACAUCAACCUGUGCAUACUGGAGGGUCUGCAAUCAAUUAAGUAUAGCGUGGAGACUGGGCGCGAAGGUAUCGAGGAAGAGAGGGAUGAUGUAAGGUUAUCAGACUCCCGUACCAGUCUAACUGACAGGGACACCAACUUGUGCUACACGGUGUGGCCUGCGCUUGCUGUCAUGGGCGGAGUAGACUCUGGACUUCGAGUUGGAGGACGCUGUACCGCCAAGCACUCCUCCAAGGAGGGUACUAUUCUGGGUGUGGCCAACGAGGGUAGUAAGAUGGUGAAGGUGCAGUGGGACGACUGUGAGGCGCCCGUCAGCGAUGUGCUUGUUGCAAAUCUGGAGCACGUUGAGCCACCCAGAUUCGACGUCAUGCGUAUCAAGAAGAUCUCCCCAGAGGUUUUUACCGAUUUGCUGGCCUUGACUGGUUUACUAGAAGACAAUGAUGGACCCCUCCCCCAACCUGACCCGCCAGCCUCCUUUAGCAACCUAAAAAGCGUUUCCAGGAGCUCACUGGACGAGAGGAAGUCCAGGAAACUUCUGGACACCACCCAUGAUGACAAGUCCAUUAACUACCGAGAAGAUUCCAUGGUUACGUUCUUUGACGACCAGAUCAGUUGUGAAGCCAAGGAGCGCUCAGUUUCCUUCAGUGGAGCACUGUUCAAAAAGAGUCGCAGUUUUCCAGAGAUCUCCCGGACGCUAUCCAGAUCUCACCUCGGUUCCAAGACGUCUCUUGCGUCACUCGGUUCUGAGAAAAGCACUGCGUCAUCGUGCUGGGGGUCGCUGCACGACCUGACUGAAUCGAUCAUCAGGGUCAGCGCCCUUAAAGCGUUGGUGGUGCUUCUCAAUUCCAGCCAGUUCCUGGAAUCUCUGUUAUCGUUUGGUACUGGUUCCUGGACCGACGCAGAGAGCGACACGAGCAUGAAGUGGCAGCUUGGUGAUGCUACUAUUGAUGACAGCGAGAUCAGUACUCGCCGCUCCAAGACUUACGGUACCAGGGUUAUACCUGAUCAGGAAACCAGGAAGAAUAUUAGGUCUGAGGACGAAGGGUUCGCUGCUGACCAGGAUACAGUAGGAGUGCUUCAGCAGGUGAUGAUGUGCAUGGUGAAGUGCUCUACUCGCCCCUCACCUGUCAGGCAGGUCGUGCGCUUGGGCGAGCUGGAGAGAGCGCAAACAGUGCUUCUGCACCGCGCCUCCUCGCGUCACUCACGCGAAGAACACGUGCACAACAAGGAAGAAGACUUCCAGGAUGAGCUGAAAGAACUUCCUGAACCGACCUCUGGGCGAAGCAGCCUCGACGACUCCAUUCCCGUUGGCGACCCUUUGCCGGAGAGUAGCCGAUCAAACUCGGAGAUCUCGACAACUCCUCGGUUUACUUUGGGCAGCGCCACGAGUUGCGAGCUGGACGCCGUGUCUCAGAAUCCGGCUGCUGCUGCUGAUGUUGUCAACCUUGUCGUUGGCUCUGCGAUGCAAGGUACAGUGCGCAUGGGCGCUGCUGCUACCCCAUCGACCGCCAACACCCCGCUGCCGUCUGUCAGCACUGCCUCGCCCCAAGUGAUAGAUACUCCACCUGAAGCCGUCUCUUCUUCAUCUCAGCCUCCCACAGAAACCCCUUCUCCUCCUCAGACCAACGCUGAGGUCUCGUCCACUCCCGAGACCCAGCAAGACUCGUCGAGCUUGCCUGAUUUCACGGUGCCGUUGCUGGAGAUGGGAUUCUCACGGCGUCACGUGUUGCAUGCCAUGCAAGCGACCGGGACGCGACCAGGCGCCGACACGCGGAUGAUCAACGUCAUGGUCACGUGGCUACUUGAGCAUACCGUCUCGGACGAUGGGGGCGAGCUGACGUGUGGGCCGUCUGAAGAGAUUUGUAGAUCAGACUCGGAGCCUGAGCCAGCGCCAGCGAUGUAUUUUUCUGAGCCUUCCCCACAGCAACUCUCACAUCCACUUGAAGAUGUGAUCCCCACGCAAAGUUCAAGCGACAUGCUGGAUCGCCCAGACAAUUUCGAGGAAGCGGACAUGGAUCUGGAAGAUAGCGACUUCGAGCCCGGCUCAGACAGGGAGUUACUCGGGCUUUUCUUCCCCGAGCUCUCGGGCCAGUCAGCCGAACAAGAAAACCACCUGACGUGCGACAUCUGCCAGGUAACCGUGCCUCAAUUCAACAAGCACAUGCGCACGCACCACCCAGGGUGUGGUGGCAACUGCAGUCGCCAUGGUUACCGCAGCGAUGGCGUGUACACGGACGGCUGGUUUGGCGGGAUCUGCGGCACAGGGUUACCGUAUUACUUGAUGUGCCCGGAGUGCAGAGACCGCUAUUUGGCGAAGGCGGAGGAAUUAAGGACCCUCGCGGCCAUCAAGGGGGCCAACAUUUCGUAUAACGAUGCCAAGCUGCUAAUGGAAGCGCCAGAUCUGCUGGGUCCACGUGACACUAUCCCAGACGACGAAGAAGGUACAGACGACAAGCCGUCCCCACGCCACGCCUCAACUCACAGUGAUAACAUUCUCGCCUCGCUUGGUCUGACCGAAUGCAAACCUGUGGCUGCAGUUGUUGAGUUUGAGGAGGACGACCCUCUCGGCGCAAACCUGGUCAGCAGUACGCCGUACUACCGCAUGAGCACGUGCUCUGAGGCGACAGCUGAGAGUUCCCGGAUUUCGACUCGGACGCUGGGAGAACAGGCUUCUGCGAUUAUGUCAACUCAUGACAGAGCCCUCGCCCUUAAGCGCAUCACGGUAGCUGCCCAGAUCACUCUUUCCCGAGAGCUUGUACUGAGCAUGCUCAGUCUUCUCUGUACCUCUGCACCGCCCGGCUACCUCCCACAUGGACUAAAAAUCCUCGGCGUUAGUGACGCAAAGACGUUGGUCGAUCUAAUGAGACUUGUAGCCGCUGGCCGGAUAUCUAGUAUCUGCAGCAGCGGAAGUCCAUGUUCCGGGCUCGUGCCCAGUGAUCUCCUGAAGGUCUUAAGUAAGGCUGUGUGCGCCUUGGUGACUAGCGAUCAGGCCUCCUCGCGGCUGCUUUUGGAUUUGUGCGUGGAUGACCUGAUGACUUCAGCGAUCGCCCCAAAGUCUCGAGAGCUAGCAUCUAAGAAGAGCCUGCUUUAUCAGAGGGCAGUGGCAACAGAAAGCGACCCAUGCGCAUCCGACGUGAAGGCUCUUAGUCUGCCAAACUUCAUGGUGACUCAAGCUUUGGUUGAUCUGCUCGCAGCUACUGGAGGAAAAUCAUCUGUAGGUAGAGUCGGAGGCAUGACAGAUCCCGUCCCCCUCCCCCUGGUGAACGCACUGUCCGCCUGCUGUCUAUCGUCAUGGUUACCGACACAGCACCGGAAGUGGGCGUCCAUGGAACUGGUGCGGACUCUAGCGUGUAAGAGCAAACGGAAACAGAAUGAGCAGCUGGCGGGUAGCCUGUGUGCCGAUCUAAACGGUGAUAUCUCGCCGUGCCCAAAGACCAAACUCGAGUCUCAUGCAGGUCAUGUGACAGAGUGUGUAUGGAAUCCUGUAAGGAGUUACCUAGCAACCAGUGGAUCUGAAGGAGUCGUAAACGUGUGGAACAUGGCAGCCAAGUCGCAUAACAUCCUCCAGGAGUCCUACCAUUUCGUCAGCUCACGAGACGAGCCCAAGAGAAGCAUCACGCCAGAGUCACGGCAGGUUACCUGUAUCUGCUUCAAUGCUAAUGGGAAGCUGUUGGCGGGCGCCAUGGAAAACAAGCUCAACAUUUGGAGUUCGGCAGGUAACCAAGGCAACUUGGACAUCCAGCCCCACGUGAUCACCUGCAUGACGUGGCCGGUGUCACGUGGUUUUCUGGAGAGUGGCGUGGUCACCAUGGACUCCUUGCUGAUUGGUCGAGCCGAUGGAUCUGUUGCUGUGGUAGAGGUACUGGACAAGUGCUCCGUGGCCCGAGUUGAGAUGGAACACUGCACCAGAGGCGUGGCUGCAAGCUGUGUCGCUUGGUAUGACGACAGUAACAGCUUUGCUGUAGGAUAUACCGACGGAGCAGUGUGUCUAGCGUUUAAAGACCCUAGUGAGCAAGUCAAGAUGAUACCAGCGCACCAGACUAUGAUUAUUGGACUGAAAUUUAAUGCAACUGGAGUAGCUCUUAUCUCGAGUGCUGUGAAUGAGCCCGUGAAGGUGUGGUACGAAGUGGAAGACGGGGUCAUCCUUCGUCACGUGUUUGAGAUGCCCACGUGCUCCUCCAUCUCAUGCUUCGCACUGCACUGGGACCCGAGUCACGAGGAGGCGGCUGGAAAACUUGCCCUUGGUGGCACGGACGGAACUACGUGUGUCUAUCGAGUGCCCAGGCCCCUGGACCGUGAUACCCUGAAAAAGCUCAUGACCAACCUAAGACGGUCGGACACAGAGAGUCCCAUUCCCACCCUCCCUGAGACUAGUCAGCCAAUCAGCAAGCCCUGUAGCAUCCGGGAUACUAAUAAAACACCUGAUAACAAGAAAGGUAGCGGGUCCGCCCCUAAAGAGAAGGAGAACUGGUCGCGGGUGUAUCAUUUCGCGGACAUCCUCGAGGCUGCCUGGAAGACUGGCACCCAGGACCAGCCCGUCCUUCAGGGCAGCGUGUGCCUCUUUGAGUCAGUCGGGCACGGGGGCGUGGUGGUUGCCAUGGCUUUUGACAAGAGUGGGAUGUUUGUAGCAUCUGGCUGUGACCAAGGCGUGCUCAACAUCUGGUCUGUUCAGGAUGGGGUUGUGGGGCACACGUACAAGCAAGACGGAGCCGUCCUCAGUGUCGUUUGGACUGGGGAUCAGGGUGUCACUGCAGCUUUCAGAGGAUCUAAGACCCCAGUUCUCUUUCACUUCAACGAAGAGUGGUACAAAAAGCACCGGGUGCUGGCCUGGGCACGAGAGCGGCUACGCGUGCAAGGCAUCACGGGCCUAAGCGAGUCUACGUGUUUUCGUGCUCUGUUGGAGAGGCUACCCACCAUUAUGCUGGACCAAUAUAAUUACGAAAAGGCUAAGCUAAGUCGCGGCGAUCAGCUAGUACACAGUCCCUUCCUCCAAUCUCUGGCCGCGUUGACUGUAGGCCUGGACCUAGACCGCGUGAUGUGCCACGCCCUGUCACGUGCACCUAUCCCACCAUGCAGCUGGAAUGAGGCCAAUGCGCUACCCGAGUGGUUGUGGCUUAAGAGUUUCUGUGUGGCGGUGCACGCAGCAGACGCGCUUACAUUUAGAGAGAGAUUUCAGAAGAACUUUCUGGUGCCGAACGAGGAGAAGAUUAGUGAGGACGAGCCUUUCCAGCCACUGGACAACUCCUCGUGGAGCCUGACUAUGGACGAGCAGGUCAUGGCGUGGGCCAUGCGGCGCCCAGAGGACUGGGAGACAGGCGGCAAAUGCGACGCGUACCUGUGGGGUGGGGGCCGGCACGGCCAGUUGGCUGAGUCAGGGAGAGGGGUCAAUGUGCCUACUGUCACCAAGUCGCUAGCAAGCGCGCAGCAGGUCGUUUGCGGUCAGAAUUGUACCUUCGUCGUACAAGUUAAUGGCACCAUACUAGCGUGUGGAGAGGGUAGCUACGGACGCCUCGGAAUGGGCAACUCUGAUGACCUCUUCACGCUUUCCCCAAUAUCCGCACUACAAGGUUACGUCGUGAUUCAGAUCGCGACAUCCCGUGGUUCAGAUGGACACUCUCUCGCGUUGACGGACAGUGGGGAGGUGUUCAGCUGGGGCGAUGGGGACUACGGUAAACUAGGUCACGGUAACAGCGAUAGACAGCGCCGCCCAAGGCAGAUUGAGGCCCUCCGUGGAGAAGAAGUCGUCAACAUGGCGUGCGGGUUCAAACACUCUGCGGUGGUGACAGUGGACGGCAAGCUCUUCACGUUUGGUAAUGGCGACUACGGCAGGCUCGGACAUGGGAACUCCGCUAACAAGAAAACCCCAGAGCGCGUCACGGCGCUGGAGAAGCACGCCAUUGGACAGGUUGCCUGUGGCCUGAACCACACGCUUGUGCUCUCCGCGGAUGGCAACACGGUUUGGGCGUUCGGAGAUGGGGACUACGGAAAGCUAGGGCUAGGCAGCUGCACAGCCAAGACCUCGCCUCAAGCCAUCGACGUACUCGCGGGUAUCGGGUGCAAGAAGAUCUGCUGCGGGACGCAGUUCUCUGUCGUGCUCACCAACGACGGCAGGGUGUUCUCAUUUGGACAAGAGCGUCUGACAGGCCAGCCCGAGGGCCGCCUUCGCGGACCCCAGAAGCCCCAACAGAUCCAAGCUCUCGCCUCGCACUUUAUCGACGAUGUGUGCGUGGGCGCUGAACACGUGCUCGCCCUGACAAGCACAGGGGAGGUGUGGGGAUGGGGAAACAACGUCGAUGGCCAGCUAGGCCUAGGCCACAGCAAUGCGCAGCGGGAACCCUGUGUUAUCCCAGACCUCAAGGGCAAGAAUAUUCGACAGAUCAGCGCGGGAAGGAAUCACAGUGCAGCGUGGACGGCCCCACCUCCUCCCCCGAGAUUCCCUUCUGGGGCGCCCAUGCCGCUUCAGCUGGGCCAUCCCGAGCACACUCCUCCCCAGUUCCCAGCUUUAGCGGAAGUGAGCACGGUAGCCGUGCGGGCGCGGUUGCGCGUGCUUCAUCACUUUUCGGACCUUGUGUACUCUUCUUGGAAGAUGUUCAGCUUAAUGCCUGGGGAGGUUGAAGCUCACGCGUACAACCGCGGCACCAUCGGCUUCGUCCGCGGCCAGUUGCGACCUCUGCUCGCGACCCGCGUGUCUAACUUGCCGAUUGUUCGCGCCAUGGGACGCACAAUGGUGCAAGGGAAGAACUACGGGCCGCAGAUCACAGUCAAGCGACUAAUUGGACGGGGCAAGAAAUCGAAGGCGAUUUUCGUACAGAUAGCUACUCAAGUCACUAAGCUCAAAUCCGCUGACCUGUGCUUGCCGUCGCGGGCAUGGAAGGUUAAGCUAGUUGGAGAAGGCGCGGAUGACGCAGGGGGCGUGUUUGACGAUACCAUCACAGAAAUGUGCCAGGAACUGGAGGAGGGCGUGGUGAAUCUCCUCAUCCACACACCCAACUCUACUGCUGAGGUCGGGUUCAACAGAGACAGAUUCCUUUUGAACCCCGCUGCCACCAGUGAAGACGACCUGGUAUUGUACAAGUUUCUUGGAAUCCUCUUCGGCGUCGCUGUCAGGACCAAAAAACCCCUGGACCUUCAUCUCGCGCCUCUGGUGUGGAAACAGCUUGUCGGCAUACCGCUCACGCCAGACGAUAUCGAGGAGGUCGACCUGUUGUACAUGCAGAGUCUGCGGGGCAUCCGGGACAUCCACGAGAGCGGCGUAGACGAGACUACUUUUGCGGAGAUCAUCCCCAUUGAAACAUUCGAAACCCAGAGCGCGGAUGGUCGCUUUGUUCCCAUGGUCCCUAGCGGUCACAACAUCCACCUCACGUUCUCUAACCGCAGCGAAUACGUGGAGCAGGCGCUCAAGUUCCGUCUGCAGGAGUUCGACCGCCAAGUGGCCGCUGUCCGGGAGGGCAUGGGCUGGAUUCUGCCUGUCCCCCUUCUCUCGUUACUCACCCCUGACAAUCUUGAGCAGUUAGUCUGCGGGUCAGCGGAAGUCAGCGUGGACAUGCUCAAACGUGUCGUCAGGUACCGUGAGAUAGACCCGUCCGACAGCUUGGUCUCGUGGUUAUGGCGUGUACUGGAAUCCUUCACAAACGAGGAGCGGAUCCUGUUCAUGCGCUUCGUGUCCGGCAGAUCCCGACUCCCGGCCAACGUCGGCGACAUAACGCAGCGCUUCCAGCUCGUUAAGCUAGACAGGGGUGUAGACAGCCUUCCCACUGCACAAACCUGCUUCUUUCAGCUUCGCCUUCCCCCCUACUCCAGCCAGGAAGCCAUGGCGAACCGGCUACGCUACGCCAUCAACAACUGCCGCUCUAUCGACAUGGACAACUACAUGCUGACUCGCAAUGCGGACGAGGGAGAUGAGGAGGACGAGUACUACUAGGAAUUCUCCCCGAUCCCACCACUUGCACGGCUAUAUGGGGGCGGGGGAGGGGGAGGGGGAGAGGACGAGUACUACUAGGAAUUCUCCCCGAUCCCACCACUUGCACGGCUAUAUGGGGGCGGGGGAGGGGGAGAGGACAAUUACCAGUAGGCGCUACUUAUCCUCCUUCUCCCCACUUGUACGAUUAUGCGCACAGGAAGGAAAGACUGCUGCGUGUUGUAUUGUACUACUGCGUUUUAUUUUGCCAUGAAUUGUAUAUAUCUGAUAGAAUUGUUUCCCCGUUUGGUACAUAGAAAUUGUUCUAUGGCUGUGAAAUAGGCGUGAAAAUAUGAAGGAGAAAAUGUUUUUCACGUAAAUGCGUAGUUAUCGUAUGAAAAGUUUUGGGUAUUGCCCAAGAAGAUUGUAAUAAGCCAGUUAAGCCUUGAUUUACCAAGGAAUAUUGACGAAAUAUUCUCUUUUUGAGGGCAGCCAAUAAUUUAUGUAAAAAUUAAUUUAGUAUUUCAUACAGCCUUUAUGAGGUUUAAGUUGAUUCUUUUUCUGAUUGGACGAUUGACGAUUCAAGUGCACCCUGGGUAGUACGAUCCAAGUGCACCCUGGGUAGUACGACCCGAAAGUCUCAUGGGUAAUUUGACAAAAGUCUGGGGUUAUGUUAGGGGGACUAUUCUCCGUAAUUUUAACGUUGGUUUUAAGAAGGUAUUAGAGGGAUUUAACAACAUUCAUUCACAAGUGGUUAUUAUGGACAAACAAGUAGUGCAACUUCGGGGACCAAGCGAUACUUCUUCAACCCACAGAGCCCGCCCACUGUGAGCCAGCGGUCUCACGAAAUGGAAAUCGCAUGCGCUUAGGCCUUGUGUCCAAUCUCGCUCCCAGACCCCACCUUCCUUGCCGUUUACACUAAGAUAUGUGGGCUCAAGGAACGCGAUUGGGACCUUUUUCUGCUUUGAAAAUAGCGGGAAACGCAUUGAAUGUGCGCGGGAAACAGUAGAACUUUUAUUCGCGUGCUUUUUCCCGCCUUUUUGGCGCUUACCGCGUGUGUGUCACGUGUGUAACGCUAAAGGACCAGUGAAGGACCCUCAUGAAAAUCUUAUGAAUGUCACCACAAGUACACCAAUACUGGUAACAACGCAAAUGAUAAAUAAAGAUAUUUUUGGAUGAUUUUAUUGAUCAGAGGGUGUUUGUGUAAGAAUUUUAAGUGGUAUUUUUCUGUUGUAAAGUUGGAAUGAGAUUAAAUAUAUUGUUAAAUA